AUGUCCACUCUGAAGUACACCCACGCUGUAGUCUGUCGAAUACCGAAAACGUACGGAAAUGACGUCCAAAGUGACUACCCAAGAGCUAAAUUUCAACACGAAUGCUUCGUCAGAGCUCUUCGAGACACCGGUAUUGAUGUGGUAGAACUACCACCAGAUGAGGCUCUGCCUCUUUGCGGAUUUGUCGAGGAUACUGCUGUCAUUUGCAAUGGCAUUGCGUUAAUUACCAGACCUGGACAGCCGUCUCGUAUUAAAGAG
Molecule: messenger RNA, 258 nt
Organism: Ilex paraguariensis (yerba mate)
Lineage: Eukaryota; Viridiplantae; Streptophyta; Magnoliopsida; Aquifoliales; Aquifoliaceae
Source: the annotation of a GenBank genome assembly